UCCUAUGAGAACGCGUAUGUGAAUAGUGUUUAUAACGAUUUCUAUUUGAAAAAAAAAGAAAACUUCAUACAUUGAAACAUUAAGAAAAAGUUAUUGUUUUUUAUUUUCAUUUAUAUGAAUAUAUGUAUAUUUAAUAUUGUGAAAAUAUCUUGCAUUAUUUAUCAACAUUGGAAAAUUCGUGUGACGUACGUACGCGCUGUUGGGAUUAAGUAUUGAAGUAAAAAUAUUGCAGAUAUUUUUAUUUUCUUCGGUUUUCAAACAACAUUCAAAUCGCAGCGCGUGUUUUUCUUAUUUUAAAACUACGACAGCAAAUAUUUCAGUAAAAUUAAUUUAAAUUAAUUUUUUGUAAAAUAAUUAUUGCCAAUAAAUUAACAGUAAUUACACAAAAUGGUUAAAAAUCGGAGAUUUGAAAAAGCACCGCUUAUCGGAACCAGACAUAUACAAUGUUUUCUCUGCUUCUGCUGUUUGUCUCUGUGUUACGCGCUGCGGGUGAAUUUGACAGUGGCCAUUGUCGCCAUGACAGACCAGAACUCCACAAAUACCAACGUCGAGAUCUUCGAUUGGGAUGAAGGCACAAAAUCAUAUUUGUUAAGCAGUUUCUUCUGGGGUUAUAUAAUCACACAGAUACCGGGUGGACAUAUAGCGCAGAAAUAUGGUGCUAAAAUGUUGCUAUUAAUUGGUAUAACCUUAUGCUCGCUAUUUACAUUACUUACUCCAUUGGCCGCUUCGCUUGGUGGUUGGCAGUUAUUGUUUGCUCUACGUGUCAUGCAAGGCUUACUGCAGGGUUCCGUACAUCCGGCAACGCACGCCAUGUUAGCUAAAUGGGCUCCAGUGGAAGAACGUGGUGCUUUAGGCACAUUUUGUUAUUCUGGAUCACAAUUUGGCACGAUUGUUAUGUUAGCGGUGAGCGGUUUUAUUGCUCAAUCUUCAGCCGGUUGGCCAGGUAUUUUUUAUGUGUCCGGUGCCAUGGGAUUUGUUUGGGCAUUGUUUUGGUUCCUCUUCGCCGCUAGCACACCAGCUGAACACAGAAGCAUAUCACCAGAGGAGAAGAAAUUUAUUGAAAACUCUUUGGGUCAAGUAGAGAAUGCACCACGUGUAGUUGCACCCACACCUUGGCGCAAAAUCUUCACAUCUCCACCAUUUAUAUCACUUAUUAUUGUGCACUGCACGCAUAUGUGGGGCUUCUGGACAUUAUUAACCCAAAUUCCCAACUAUAUGAAAAAUAUUUUGGAUGUUGAUAUUAAGAAUAGUGCUCUGUUGUCAUCUUUACCGUACGUGCUUAUGUUGUUGCUGAGUUUCUUCUUCAUUUUCUUAUCAAAGGUGUUGGCACGCAAGGAAAAUGUCUCGCUCUCAUUCAAUCGAAAAUUCUUCAAUUCCAUUGGACAUUGGAUUCCAAUGUUAUCGCUUAUUUGCUUGGGUUAUGUAUCGCACGAUCAAGCUAUGUUGGCUGUGGUACUCUUGACUGUGACAGUAGGCAUCAGUGCUGCAACAUACCUAGGCUUCCAAGUCAAUCAUAUUGAUCUAUCGCCCAACUACGCCGGCACACUUAUGGGCAUCACCAAUGGUGCUGCGAAUGUGAUGAGUGCUUUAGCUCCGCUUGCUGUGGGACUUAUUGUAACAGAUGCGAAAAAUGUUGUUGAAUGGCGCAUUGUGUUUUUCAUAGCGGCGGGCUUUUAUUUCACGGGUAACUUCUUGUUCGUUGUCCUCGGCAAAACAGACGUGCAGAGCUGGAACUCUCCAGAAGAUGCACUUGCUAAGCGGUUAAGUGUGAACGAUGCAGAGUCGCCAGCACUAUUGACGAAUGGUGAUAUCAAAAAGAGUGAGAAGGAUGAAGUAACAAAAUGAAGGUUUCAAAAGACAAAUCCUAAAUAGUGAAUAAGUAAACUGAAGACCUCUUAAUGUAGGCUUAGAAAAAAGACUAAAUAACUGAUUUUAUUAUUGUAAAUAAUUAUUUAAAUUUUUUUAUAGUCAUUAAU
Messenger RNA from Teleopsis dalmanni, 1976 nucleotides. Its product is annotated as putative inorganic phosphate cotransporter. Gene Ontology annotation, molecular function: transmembrane transporter activity. The record is from RefSeq and is a predicted model, not a curated record. The transcript is spliced from 4 exons. Gene Ontology annotation, cellular component: plasma membrane. Lineage: Eukaryota; Metazoa; Arthropoda; Insecta; Diptera; Diopsidae. Gene Ontology annotation, biological process: monoatomic anion transport; transmembrane transport. The coding region runs from base 388 to 1845 and encodes 485 amino acids.